This is a messenger RNA of Neurospora crassa OR74A, 309 nucleotides long. RefSeq lists its product as hypothetical. Bases 1 to 309 code for a protein of 102 amino acids. The transcript is spliced from 2 exons. NCBI's taxonomy places the organism in Eukaryota, Fungi, Ascomycota, Sordariomycetes, Sordariales, Sordariaceae. The record is from RefSeq and is a predicted model, not a curated record.
AUGCUACCACCCGACUGCGCCCAAACUCCUCUUGAGUUAUGGAGUCCAAUGAAAUGGACUGUCCCCUGGCUCCUGAAAUCAUUCGGGCUGUACAGUCAAUGGAGAGUUGGAGACUGGAGAAAGCGGGAGCUCCCAGGCCGCAGCUCGCAGCUUCCCAGCUUCUUUCCCAGCUACACUGCCCUGGGCUGCCAGUCCGGCUUGGCCACCCAGAGUUCCUUCCUCAUCUGUCUCUGGUUCAAGCCAGCGGCAUCGAGCCAUCAGUUGGAUCGUACCAUGUACUUGCCAGGCUUACCACCACCCGAUGGCUAG